Molecule: messenger RNA, 11342 nt
Organism: Phlebotomus papatasi
Lineage: Eukaryota; Metazoa; Arthropoda; Insecta; Diptera; Psychodidae
Gene: Myo10A
Product: unconventional myosin-XV
Exons: 12
Coding region: 2256-11015 (2919 amino acids)
Cellular component (GO): myosin complex; cytoskeleton
Molecular function (GO): ATP binding; cytoskeletal motor activity; protein binding
Source: RefSeq, a predicted model, not a curated record
AAAUGAAAAAAAGUGGAAUGCCCACGAAGAAGAAGAGACCAUCGAGGAAGUACCGCAGAAGACCCAGCAAUCUCAGGAAGGAAUAUGCAAGACGACAAAUGAAGGUUUCUUGGAUGGAAACUCAUAUUUGGCACGCCAAACGCUUCCAUAUGGUCAAGAAAUGGGGUUAUAAAAUUCCCUGGGCACCCUGUGACAAGAGCUACAGGGCCUGCUAUCGAGCUACGGCAAAGCACUGCCUUAUUCAGGAUAUUUCCUACCUGAAUUGCGUGGAAAUCCGAGGAAAGAUGGAUGAGCUGUCACCGCAACUCAAAAGACUCUGCAAUCCCUCAGAACUUUCUUUCACAGCCAAGUGCUAUAUUUCCGGACAGAGAGAAGGGACUUUAGAUAUUUUUAAGCAUGACAAAUAUCCUCUAGGAGCGAUUGGGAAUGUGAGAUUCUUCUGGAAACCUCCUGGACAGGAAGAGCUCUCUCGUCUUUGGAUAUUCAUCCAUCCAUCCUUUCACAAUAUUUUUAUCAGCGAACUCGAGGAUCUGUUUCACCUGAAGAGAAUUACCGAAAUGGAUGUAGAUGAGGAGAAGACUGUAGAUGAACAAUCUCUUACAGUCUACAAAUGCCCCGGAAGCAGUGUUGAAGUUCAAGAAUUGAGACCGAAAUUGAAUAGAUUUCGUCUUACAGGACCUCUGUCUAAUGCAGUACUGAGCCGUGCUCUCAAAUGCAAGCAGAACCCUGAGAUUGAAUCCCAGAAUUUCAGUCCGGAAGCUCAUGAAAUUCAAAUGAAAUACUGGAAUGAGAUUUCUGAGAUAUCUUCUCCAGCUGAACUGCCCUCCAAUAUUAUUCUAAGCCUCACAGUUGAGGAUCCUCGAAUUAAUCGACCACAGAAGAGGACAAAGGCCCUUCCGGAAGCCCUUCCCUUAACUUCAGCUGCUCUGAAAAUCCCUCCUCAAAUUAACAUCAGCCCAAUAUGGGAUCAAGAAUUGAGGAAAAAUCUUCCGGAAAGGAUGAUGAAUACGGGAAAGUACAAUGAGAGACGCAAGAAGGAAGCUCUAGCUCCGGGAGAACGAUGUAGCUUUGAAGAUAAACUUCAGGCUCUUCCACUUCUCCUAAUACAGAGGCCAGGAUUGCGAGACAGCUCAAAGCCUCUAGGAUUCUGCAGUGGCUGGGAUGUGAUCGUCCCUGCUGGAUAUGGCAUAGUUACCUGGGUUUCUUUGAUAAUGUGGGGAGCUCGAGCUGGAGGAUGGCGAGAGACUAUUUCAACUCACAGAGAAAUGGGACGUGAUGUCUUUGCCCCGGACACAAUGGUUUCCCAGAAGGAAGAGGAUACAGAAGCUGAAGAAUUGCGAGCAAAAUACUUCAGAAGACCCUCAAAAAAGCGACCAAACUACACAAAACUCUCCAUAACCAGUCCAUUUCAGUGUCCUUGGAAGCAGCUUGUGAAGGAAUGGUCAGAGGAUUCUUCAGAAUCCUUCUAUGUGCUCCGUGACAGGAAAAUCCUUGAUCAGUGCGAAAAGGCCCUGAAGAAUCAGCAAUCUGUGGAGUCAAUUGCUUUAACAAAUGCAGCCCUCAUUCCCGUUUACAUUCGUUUGAUUUCCCGCGGGAAUCCGGGAAAUUUUUCAAUUCUUGCCCUCCCUCAUCCAGAAGAUCUCAAAAAGAAACAUUCUGGUCAAAAUGGAAUACUUCAUUCUGAGCCAGUGGUUAAAGAUUCAAAUUCAAAAAUAAGGAAAAUCCUUCGUCUGAAGCAUACACGUUUUCUCAAGAAACAGCGACGAAUGAGGAUUCGCCUUAAGAAGAAACAUCAAGAAAAAUCAACGGAAAGAGUCAAACUGCCACGGAAAAAAUCUCCACUUGUCCUCCAGGAAUGUUGCAAAUUCAAAGAAAAGAUGGAAGAGCUUUGGUUGCCUAAGAAUCCGUUAAGGAUUAAAGAUCAAUGCUCAAGGACGGUAAUUGGGUAUGUGACACAAAGUGACUUCAUUUUCACUGACUCGACAGUGUCUGCAAUUGGAUAUGUCACAUGGAAUGGUUUCCGGGAGUUAGUUGGAAAGUGUAAGAAGUCGAAACAGGCCACUGUUUUAGUUAGAGGCACUAAAACCAGGCAUUAUCGUGGAGGAAGUAUUUCUAUUCGACGACAAUAGAAGGAUCAAUGAGCAGUUUCAGAAGAAAUCUUCAGAUAACCUGAUGUACAAUUAAUAAACACCACGGAUGGAAUACUUCAAAUUAACUCUUAAAGGGAAUUAUUUACUUUUGGACUAAGAAACAUUAUGGAUUGGACAGAGGGUGAUCUUGUGUGGUUUGAUCCUGGUCUUGGACAUCCAUUACCAGGUGAAAUCCAUGAAGUUCAUCGGGCAGCACAAGUGAUUAUUGUCCAGGCAGUUAUAAAUGGAAAGCCACAGACAUUUACACUGUCUCUUGGAGAGGGACAACUGCAGGCACGUCAGGAUUUGGGUAGCAAUGGGGUAGAUGAUAUGACUCAACUCAAUGACCUCCAUGAGGCAUCCCUUCUAUGGAAUUUGCGACUUCGAUACGAUCGUGGCCUGAUCUAUACAUUUGCCGGAAGUAUUCUCAUAGCAGUUAAUCCGUACAAAAUGUUCCCGGAUUCGUAUGGCCUGGAAGUUGCAAAGCAAUAUGCCGGUCGUCCUUUGGGAAUGCUUCCUCCUCAUCUAUUUGCCAUUGGUGCAGCAGCUCAUGCUGCCCUUCCAUCACCCCAAGUUGUUGUUAUUUCUGGUGAAUCUGGCUCGGGAAAAACAGAAUCUACCAAAUUAGUAAUGCAAUAUUUGGCAGCUGUUGUGCCUGGAGGAGGAUCAGCUAGUGCUGUAAUCACUGAGCAAAUUCUCGAAGCUGCACCACUUCUAGAGGCAUUUGGUAAUGCAAGAACUGCCAGAAAUGACAAUAGCUCACGAUUUGGAAAAUACCUCGAAGUUUAUUUUAAACAAGGUGCCAUUGUGGGUGCAAAAAUAACACAAUACUUACUAGAGAAGUCUAGAAUUGUAACACAAGCUCCGGGAGAGAGAAAUUAUCAUGUAUUUUAUGAAUUGCUUGGUGGAUUGACUGAAGCGGAGAGGACAAAAUAUGGACUUUUGGAAGCAGAAAAGUAUUUCUAUCUCAAUCAAGGUGGUUCUGAUUGUGCUCCAGGACGCGUUGACUGGGCAGCACUACAGGGUGCUAUGCAAGUUCUUGGGGUGUCAGAAAGUGAACGUGAGGGAAUUGUUCGUGUUUUGGCAUCUGUUCUCCAUCUCGGGAAUGUUUACUUCCAUCGGCGUCAGUUGAGGCAUGGGCAGGAGGGUGUUGAAGUGGGAUCAGAUGCUGAGAUUAAAUGGUCAGCACAUCUACUGCAGAUUUCUGCAGAUGGUCUUCUGAGGUCACUCACAACACGAAUAACUGAAGCACGAGCUGAGCGUCUCCAUACACCGCUGAGUAUCGAUCAAGCUCUAGAUAUGAGGGAUGCCUUUGCCAAAGCUCUCUAUUCGGGAUUGUUCAAUUGGUUGGUAUCCCGAAUUAAUUCUAUCGUUCACAAGGGUGGAACUCAUGAUGCUCAGAGAAUAUCAAUCCUAGACAUUUUUGGCUUUGAGGAUCUUGCGGAGAAUUCUUUUGAACAAUUGUGCAUCAAUUAUGCCAAUGAAAAUCUCCAUUUGUAUUUCAACAAACAUGUUUUUAAGCUCGAACAAGCUGAGUAUCAACGUGAGAGGCUGGAUUGGACACCUCUAACUUGGGAGGAUAAUUUGCCAGUGAUUCAUUUGAUGGCGAAAAAACCUGUUGGUAUUUUUCAUCUAUUGGAUGAUGAAUCAAAUUUUCCACGAGCUACAGAUAUAAGUUUUUUGGAGAAGUGCCACUACAAUCAUGCCCUUAGUGAAUUGUAUUCACGACCUAGGAUUGGUGCUCAAGAAUUUGGUAUAACUCACUAUGCUGGGCAAGUGUGGUACUGUGUUGAGGGAUUUCUUGAGAAGAAUCGCGAUGCUCUGGCAAUGGAUUUGCUGGAGUUGCUUUCUUCCAGCAAACAAACUCUUGUGACGGAUAUGACAAGGAUGCUGAGAGCACAACGUGAUGCUGGAAAAUCUAUGCCACGUGGAGCCAAUGGACGAUUUGUCACAAUGAAACCACGAACACCGACAGUUGCAGCUCGCUUCUCGGAUUCCCUGCAGCAGUUACUGCAAUCCAUGGCACGAUGCAAUCCAUGGUUUGUACGCUGCAUCAAGCCCAACAAUGACAAACAAGCUCUGAGGAUGGACAUGCCUUGUGUCCUGCAGCAACUCCGCUACCUGGGUAUGCUGGAUACCAUUCGUAUUCGUCAAAAAGGGUAUCCGGUCCGUUUGAGAUUUCAGCAUUUUGUUGAACGCUAUCGACAUAUGCUGAAAACUCCCAUACCCCGUGGAACGCCCUACCGUGAGCUGUGUCGCAUGGUCCUGGACAAUCUGCCCAAAACGGCGAUUGAAGGACCAGACUUUCAGCUUGGUGCUACGAGAGUAUUCCUCAGGGAGGAAUUGCAUAGGAUUCUCGAGAAUGGACGGUCUGAAAGGUUGCGAAAUGCCGCAGUUGUGGUGCAAAAGCAUGUUCGUGGCAUGCUGACACGGAAGAAGUUACAGCGACAGAAGAGAGCAGCUGUUAAAAUUCAAUCUCUCUGGCGUGGCAGGAGACAGAAGAGAAAAUUCCAAAAUUUGAAACGGGCUGCAGUGAAAGCCCAAGCUCUGUAUCGAGGAAAAGUCCAGCGAAAACGCUAUGGGAUGCUAAAGGCGGAAAUGAAGAGGAGACGAGAUGCCGAAAGAUCCCAACGGGAGAGACUUGCUCAGAGAUUGGCAAAGGAACAGGGCGAGAGGAGUCCAGUUGUGCAUUUAGAUGUACCGGCAGAGUUAGCAUUUAUCUUUUCGAAAAUCGAAGGAUGGAACAGUGUACACGGUGAUCGGCAUCUGGUGAAAGUUGUAGGAACAGUUCCCGGGCCACCGGUCACGGGAAAAUUGCCAGAUGAUCUCGAUCAGUUUGCUUUUGGGAAAUUCAGUUCAGUCUACUGCAAUGGCGCUCGAUUGGGGGCUCGAAGAGAUCCAAUAAAUUCGCCAUUUCUGUCACGAGCUGCAGCACGCGAUCAAGACUUCCAAGAUGCUCUGGCGAUGUUCAAGUUAAUUCUACGCUGGACUGGAGAUACCACGAUGGAUGGAGUGAAGGAAAAAGCACUAGCAGACUACAUUGUGCACAAGGGAUUGUCCAGUCGUGGGUUGAGAGAUGAAAUUCUCGUACAACUCUGCAAUCAAUCGCAUCGAACAGAUGAUGCUCACUCUCAGCGUAUUUGGCAACUUAUGAUCCACUGCCUCUCAUGCUUCCAGCCAGGAUCGGCUUUCAACAAAUACCUUAUUAAAUUUGUCAUGGACAAUGCACCAGAAACUAUGCAAGAGAUGCUGCUGAAGAAGCUACUGAGAAAUGGAAAUACUCUUCAGGCUCCGCCAUGUCGUCUUUUUCCACCGACAUGGCUUGAAUGGCGUUCCAUGUCGCGUCUGUCGGAUAUUGCAAUCGGACUCACUCUGCCCGAUGGUGUUAGUCAAACUGUAGCCAUUGAUUCAUGGACAACGUGCGAAGAAGCAGCAGGUCUUGCAGUAUCUUCACUGGGAAUACCUAGUAAUGGAUGGACAGUGGUUAUGGAUGAUACAGGAUUGCUUACAGAUUCCUGUGGAUUGGAUUUUGUGCUAGAUCUCGUAGCGGAGAAGGAGCUGUGCCCGGCUUUUCCAGCUGUUCGAAGUGAUUUGUUGCGGUGCGGCAGAAAAAAUUCCCAAGCUCCAUUGGCCGAUGUUGAAUUGAGUAGUAGUAGCCCAAGAAGGCCUCAAGUUCCCCCACCUGAGCCACCUAGGGUUGCCAGUGUUCAGGAAAAUGUGCUUGAGAAGAAAAUUGAGUCUGAAGAGCGAAAAUUGGACUAUCGUCCAUUUGAGAGUGUUACAAGGAAGACAUCACAUGAUCUGCUAUCGCGAAGUUCAGCUCUCAAUGAGAGAUAUUUCGAGAGUGAUAAAGUACGAUCGCGAUCUCUGGAUGAUCUUCUUGCUGGAGAACCACUGGAAGUUCCACCGAGGCAGAAUCAGGAGCCAUUGACUACAUUGGGACUAUCAGAAAGUCGCCUCAAUGAUCGCUAUCAUUCGACAGAACGCUUGGCACAGACAAAACAGCAACUGGAACCUCCGCCGAGGUAUCAAAAGUCUCAGUACGCUGGCAAACGCUCCGCUAGUUCGCAUUCGAGUAAAUAUAUUGACAGGGGCGAGUACGGAAUUAGAUCAUCUGCAAUGUCGGACACGAGUGAAGCUCCAUCUCUAGCAAGCCAUGUGAGACGGGUGCGUGUACCCUCUCAGGCGUCAGAUGUUGAUCAAUUCCUCGAUGAACUCUUCAGUCCUGUCCUCGAUGGCUCUCUAGACGAACUUUCCGAUGCACGAUCAUUAGCAGCAAGUAUUCGAGGUGGUGGAUAUUCGAUGGAGUUUGAAGAUUUCGCCAGUACUUCUGUAAUUGACGAAGAUAUAAUUGAAAUGUGCAAUCCACAAGAACUCAUUAAGAGAAUCAAGGGUGGCGGCGAAAAAUCACAAAAAUCCUCAUCACAGGAUCCUGAUGCAGAAGUAGCUUCAAUUAAUGAUCCACUAGAAAUUUCUGUUGAUGACUACAUUACGAAUCUCUUUCAACCAAUCUUCAUCAAUGAUUCCCUGAGACAUCUCACUGAGAAAUUGGAACUUGUGGAUGCAAUUAAGGGUGGUGGUACAACACAGGCAGGUCAAGCUGCAAAUGGCUUUGGUGGAUCUGUCAGACCCAAUCCACUCCAUACAAUCCGUCCGGAUGCCAUAUCUAUGAUGCCUAUAGCGAGUGAUGAAUCACUUUCCUAUCAGCAGCACGUUCAGCGAUCCUUCCUUGAGUCAGCAAUGGCACAAAAUCUACAAAUACAGCAGCAGCUCAUGGAACAAAAUCAGGCACUUCAGAAUCUUCUACGGCAGCAAGAGAAUGCUCCAGUUUCACCACAUGGUCAAGUAGCUGGGAGAAAGCCAAGUUUUAAGGGACGCAGUUCGUCAUCGCCUUUCCUCGAUAUGCUUCGAAAUCGCAAAGUAUCAUCGGACAGUGUUGGUUCACUGAUCCCUCCACCACCACCACCACCAAUGCCGCCUCCUCUGGAAUUCAAGGAUCCCUCUGAGGCAAGACCAUUUAUCGAUCCAUACGGACGUGCUAAAACUGUACGUAUUGGCAAAUGGCGUUGGCCACCACCCCAAGAAACACCAACCAAUGAAACCGACGAAGAUUUCAUGUACUUCAAGAUGCGCCAGAAUCAGCGAAAAACCAGUCCUCAAGCAAAUAAUCAAACCAGUGGAUCACCCGAUGAUUCAGGAACAAUUGACUGGGAGGAAUUUGAAGUGGAUCGUAUUGUAAAAUCAUCGAAUGCCACAAAUAAAAAUGUUCAUAAAGAUUCCACACAAUCUGAACAGAAAUCAAUGGUGACGCAGAAUGCUCCAGGAAAGAUUGUUCAGCGUCGUAGUUUUGAAAUUGGUGCAGAACGUCCGCCACCAGGAAGUGUUGGUAAAUUGAAAUUGAGUUCAGAGAUGCGACAGAGAUUGGAACAGGUUACUGCUGGACAUUCAGUGAGAUCUUCAAACAGUACCCGUUCAGAUAGGCCUGAAAGGAUGCCUGCAAAACUGGAAGAUGCCCGUCGUAUGAUGCUUGAACAGCAACUCGGUGGCAUUGGAAUGUUCAGCCAGAAUGAGCAGAGGUCAAGGAGUCCAGAAGUACCAUCAGUAAGGAGUCAAGUACAACGAAUGGAGCUAGGAAAGAGACCAACUCCACCUCCAUGGCCAGUGGUUUUACCACCAGCACCGCCUGGUCCGGCACCACCACCUCCAAUCAGGCCACCAAAUAGUGUGCCACCAGUUCCACCACCACCAGCUCCGGUAAUUCCACAGCAAGUACAACAUCACCGUGGAGAAACGACGGUAAAUGAACUUCCAGCUUUUAUUCAACGUCAAGAGAAAGAUACAUUUGGAGUACGGUCCGGAUGGGGUGCUGGAGGCAGCAAUAAGGAGACGUGUGAUUCGUGGGGAAAAGCAGAAGCUGCUAAACUCGAUAUGGUUUACGAAACCAAUUUCAAGAAGGAAAUUGCAAUUGAGAGAGAAAGAUCACGAUCACGUUCGAGAUCGCGUGAUCGGGAAAAUUUCAGCGAAGAUGUAUGGGAUCGGGCAGAAGUGGAGGGUCCACCAUCAAGUGGUAGCGAUCGUGAACGUGAAAAGGAUCGUGAGAAGCGUGAACGUCUCUAUGAGAUACGUCAGGUGGAGCGUGAGCGUGAAAGUAAUAAGGUAUAUCAGCCAGUACCGCCAAAAAGUAUUGCACCUGACAAGGACAAAAUUCGUGGACCAUCCGAAAGGGCAACAUUCAAGACACACAUGGCGCAGAAAAGUGCCCAAGAGAGGGAGAGAAAGAGCUCAGCAUCGACUUUGGUGUCAAAUAACACGGAGAAAAUGGAUGAAUUGGAUAGUAGUCCGGACAAUUGGCCACUUCCAGCAAUUCCGGCACCUGUUCCAGCUCCACCAUCCCUCAAAAUGCCAGCACUGGCCUGUCUCACGUACAAUCGUGUGCCAUGGAAAUUACGCGUUAGAAAGGAGGUCUUCCGUCCGGCUGAAGCAAUUGGUCCACCAGCAGCUCUCGAUCUUCUCUUUGCCCAAAUUGCAACAGAUGUCUUUGGGCGCACGGCAUGCUUGAGAAUUACGCCCAGUGAACGAAGGGCUGCUCUGAAUCUUCUCGAGGGACAUGGGGUUACAAUGGAAAAUAUCCGUGGUCAGGUUCGUGCAAUUGUAAAGCGGCACUUGGUGGACUUGGCACGCAACUGGCCUUUCUAUUUUGCACGAUUGUUUGUCGUGAGUGGAUCACCGCAAUUGUCAGAAGUUAGCAUUCUUGCUAUUUCUCACAGUGGAGUCUACCUAGCACGUCGCAAUUCGGAACACCUUUUGGUCAUUAGAUCGAUACCCUUUCCUGAACUCCAAAGUGCCACAACAUUACCGCGUCCGGCUGCUCUUCAGCUCAAUCUUCUCAAUGGCAAUCGCAUCGUUCUCCAUGCACCAAGAGCUCCAGCUAUUCAGAGUAUGCUGAUGGUUUUCUGCCAGGAAUUUAAAGUGGUUCACUCGAAGACAUCGACACUGUCUUCAGGAGCACGAGCAGCAGCCGCUACUUUAAAUGCUAAUCAUACAGAGCGGCACAAUAAUCAAGAGACGAUCGUUGGACGACAAACAAGUGCUCAGGUCACCUCUUCGAAUCGUCCCAGUGAGGAUUAUGAAGGAUCUGGGCAUCAACAGUCAGUCAAUCAAGGGCGAAAGUCAUCAUCGCCUGGUCAUCACAAGACAUCGAUCAAUCAUCAAGAUGUGGUUAUGCAACAACAGAAACAAAUGCGAGUUGAUGAAUCUGUACCCCUCAAUACUGGCCCUACAGGAUCAUCAAAAUAUUCCUUGCUUCAAUUUGCCGCACAACACUUCAGGCAUGAUGCUCAAAAUGAUGAGGCUAAAAUUGCACCAAUGCCGACAAAAGGUGACAAGAGAUCAACGGGAAGUUCUAGACCACAGUUGGAUCUUGUGAGAUGGCAAGGAAAUCCUCUAAAGACGCCUCUUUUGCGUCUUCCUUCUGAUUUGGCUAUGCUUGCUCUUGAGUGCUUUGAGUGCAUUCUUCGUUACUGUGGAGAUCUUCCUUCAGAUCCCGAUCUUACUGAAGUUCAAUGUGUCUACACAAUUCUCAUGCAUUGCCACAAGCAUCUCACUUUGCGUGAUGAAGUCUACUGCCAGCUGAUGAAGCAGACAACCGUGAAUCGAUCGCCAAAUCCAGAAUCCGUGCAGAGAGCUUGGCGUUUGCUAAGCAUCUUGGCAGCAUAUUUUGGCUGUUCUGAUGCAUUGCGUCCGUAUCUGAUGGAGCAUCUAUCGGUGGCCGCAUCUGAUCGUCGACGUUCUUGUCACGGAACGGCGGCUGUAUGUUUGACGAAUUUAAGAAAGACAGCCCGAUGCGGCGGACGAAAAAAUGUGCCAAGUGUUGAAGAAGUCACGGCUGUUUCGGCGGGAAGAUCUGCUCGACGACAGAUUUAUCGUCUUCCGGGCGGUGCUGAGCGUGUUGUAAAUACACGAUGUUCCACUGUGGUGGCAGACGUAAUUGCAGAACUGUGUUCCCUUUUGGGAAUUGAUUCUGGAGCUGAACAGCAGGAAUUCUCUCUGUAUUGCAUUGUUCAGGGAGAUGCAUUUACAAUGCCACUUGCAGCAGAUGAAUAUAUUUUGGACGUGACUACGGAACUUUUGAAAUCUGGCCAACCAUUCUACCUAAUUUUCUGUCGCAGUGUCUGGCAUUUUCCCCUGAAGCGCGAUCCUGCCCCAACGCCCCUCUAUGUUGAGGUGCUCUUCAAUCAGGUGGCACCGGACUAUCUUGAAGGAUUGCUGCUGGAAUUGCCAGCUGGCGGAGCACCACCGCCGGAUGUUGUCCGGGAUAUGGCUAGAGUAGCGGCUCUUCUGCAUCGUGCAGCAGAUCUUAGUCAUGUACCAGCUAUGAAAGAGAUUAAGUUUCUGUUGCCAAAGCCAGCACUGGGCAUUCGGGAGCUGCGACCAGCUCAGUGGGUGGCACUUGUUCAGUCUGCCUGGCCAUCUGUAGCACCAUUGAGUCCUGGACAGGUGAAAGCACAAUUUCUGGCGGUUCUGGCCACUUGGCCGCUAUUUGGCAGUAGCUUCUUUGCUGUUAAGAGAGUAUGGGCGGAUGAUGUUGGGCAACUUGAGGACUCUACGUCGAUAUGGAGAGAGUUAAUUUUGGCACUAAAUAGAAAGGGUGUCCUUUUCCUUGAUCCAAAUAGCCACGAGCCACUGCAGCACUGGCCUUUUACUGAAGUAAUUUCAACACGAAAAGUACGUUCUGAGGAUGGAGCUCUUUUCUUGGACAUGAAAGUGGGCAAUUUGAUGCAACAGCGAGUUAUCCGUGUGCAGACAGAACAAGCCCAUGAAAUCUCACGACUCGUAAGGCAAUACAUCACAAUGGCGCAAGUACAGCAGAGAGAUCGACGAGAAUGAGCAUAAUUUAAUAGUAACUGUCGAAAAGUUUUAUAUCAACGAAUUAAAUAUUUUUUUGUUUUAAAGGAUAUAAUCAAAAAUAUUAAGUUAAAUAAUUUUUUUUUAACAGUGGCAACUGUGCAAAAAUUAUAUGUCAUUAAAUGAGAGGAGAGCGUUACAAGUCUUAUCGCACCACUGCAUAUCUAAAAAAUAAUAAUGUGUACUUACCUUUUGACAAAAAAAAUAUAUUUCGAAAUAACUAUUUCUCAUAUGUAACUUCCUUUUAAUUUUGACAAAAAUUAUGUAUAUUUACAGAAUUAUAAGCAAUAAAUUAAAGAUAGUAAUUAA